Trachymyrmex septentrionalis is the source of this 878-nucleotide messenger RNA. RefSeq names its product coiled-coil domain-containing protein 103-like. The coding region runs from base 90 to 797 and encodes 235 amino acids. The record is from RefSeq and is a predicted model, not a curated record. The transcript has 3 exons. Gene Ontology annotation, biological process: determination of left/right symmetry; inner dynein arm assembly; epithelial cilium movement involved in extracellular fluid movement. NCBI's taxonomy places the organism in Eukaryota, Metazoa, Arthropoda, Insecta, Hymenoptera, Formicidae. Gene Ontology annotation, cellular component: outer dynein arm.
ACGACAAACCGUCGUAUUAUCCUCUGUUAUCAUGUCAAACUGUCGUAGAACUCAAACAGGAAACAUGCUAAAAGGAAAAAAGACGCACUAUGAGUGUAUUAAAAGCGCCGAUAGACUAUAAGAGAUUAGAAGAGGAACUUUACGCAGCUCUUGCAGCUGAUAAGUUAUAUAAAUUACAAAACGACGCUAAAAUUCGCGCGAUUGAACAAGCAGUGCCAACAUAUGAACACUUUAGACAAAUGGUGAAUGGUGCUCACUUGAAAUCCCUGGAUCGCAAUGAUAUGAAAUCUAAAAGUAGUGUGCAAUGGAAUCCAUUGAUUAAACCUGCUAAGUUUCAUGACUCAACUGUAUCGGAAGUCUUAAAAAAAUCAACACGAGAUAAAGGCAGCAUUGAAAGUACCGUGAUAAAAUCUCGAAAAACAUGCAAGGACUUUUUACAAUCUUGGAGAACAAUUACAGAUCAUUCCGAAAAGUUUACUUAUGUGUGGAACCUAAGAAACGAUCUGCAACAUCACGUCUUUCGAGUGGAAAUCCCGGCAUCUUUUCUCGGUGACUUUGCAAACGCGUGUCUGCAGCAUUUGUCAAAAGUGGAUGAUAUAACGCCAGUUAUAGAACUUCUUGGCAUAUUGAGUACGUGUAAUCGGUUUGAUUUGACGAUGUGCUUCAUGACGAGGGAUGAGAAAUCUACGUGCGAGCGGCUUUUCCAACAAUUACAGCUGAAGGGAAGGUCAUCAGAUAAAUCUUUCAAAAGUGCGAUCAAAUCGUUAGCCGCGAAAUAUGAGGUUAAGCUUGAUUAACAAAGUAGAGUGUACUUAUACGAUAAACAAUAUUAUAAAUAUGUAUAAAUAGAUGAGAGAGAUAAAACAAAAUAAAUUAUU